UCAAUCGAACACGGUUAAAGUCCAGUUUUUCCUCACUCAACUGCAGUUUAGUUUAUUACCUUCGUUGAGAGUAGACGCCUGAGGCUUUUCACAGCUCGAUUUCAAGAUGAAGAUAGCCGUAGCAGUUCUUCUAGUCUGUGUGGCUGCACCACAAAUUUUCGGAUUCUCGCUCCCCUCUUUCGAGUAUGGCGAAGCUUUUGAAAAAGCCAAAGAAAUUGGACAGGAAGUUUUUCAGGAGGUUGGUAGACGCACUGAAGAGAAAAAGAACUCAUUGCUAGAAUCGGGAGAACAAGCGGUGGAAAAGUUGAGGCAGAUGAAAGAAGAGAUCAGCAGGCGCGCUGGGGAAGUGCAAGAAACUGUGGAAGGAUCUGGAAUGGAAGCGGCAGAGAAGUUGAGGGAACUGAAAGAUCAGGUAGCCCAACGUGCCCAGAAACUAAAAGGAAGCGUUGAAGAAACUUUGGAAGAGAAGAAGAAAUCUCUCCAGGAAACAGGAGAACAAGCUGCUGCGAAGCUGAGAGAACUUGGAGAACAGGCCACCAACCGUGCUGAGGAGAUGAAACAAACACUGCAAGAAACAGGAGAACAAGCCAAGGAGAAGUUCGAAGAACUGAAAGAACAGGCAAGCCAACGUGCCGAGGAAAUGAAGGGAAACGUGGAAGAAAUGGUGGAGGAAAAUAAGAAAAAAUUUCUCGAGAAUGGAGAACAAGCCAUGGAGAAGUUGAGAGAACUGAAAGAACAGGCAAGCCAACAGGCCGAGGAAAUGAGAGGAAACGUGGAGGAAAUGGUGGAGGAAAAUAAGAAAAAGUUGUUUGAGAAUGGAGAACAAGCCAUGGAGAAGUUAAGAGAACUGAGAGAACAGGCAAGCCAACGUGCCGAGGAAAUGAAAGGAAACGUAGAGGAAAUGGUGGUCGAGAACCAGAAAAAAUUAUUUGAGAAUGGAGAACAAGCCAUGGAGAAGUUGAGAGAUAUGAAAAAGAAAAUCUGGAAUGAAAUGAAACAGAACGCUGGCACAAACAAAGAGCAGCUGCUGCAAGCCUUCCGUCAGAAGAAACAAGAAAUGAAAGAAUACUGGGGCGAGAUAAACAAGCAAGCUGGCGAGGGCCAAGAAAAAUUCAGGAAAAUCUGGAGGGAGAACAAAGACAAAUUGCGUGAAAAGGCAGAGGAGCAAUGGGUGAAGUUCACUCAAAUGACCACUGAACAACUCGAACAAGCCAAAUCGGAAAUUACUGAUCUUGAAGAAAGACUGGUCUCCAGCCUUCCCGAGAAACCUUGGAAACAAUUGAAAGACAUAAAAACGACUGUCAAGGAUGUCAUAAAGUCUCUGGCAGAAAUUCUGAAUGUAAAAGUACGACAACUGCAACCCGAGGAGCCUGAGCCGACAGAAAUUCCGUUCACCGGUGAGCCAAGCGAAGCUCCGAUCACCGGCGAGUUCAGCGAAAGCAAUGCCGCCGAUGGCGGUGUCGGAAAAAAAGAAGAAGAGCCCCGUUUUUUCUCGCGCCUCCUGUCCGAGCGCAAAAAACGCAAAAUGAAGCAGAUCUUGAAGCAAGGAAGAUCCUCCCUGUGGAAGUUGUGGAAAAAGAGCAGAGGUCUUAACUAGGAGAAAAAUCAGCCUUGAGGUUCUCGCCUUGUUUUUUCACUCAUAACGUUUUGAUUUACAUAGUUAAUUUAUAUAUACAUAUUAUUUCAUGGGGUUCCAUGGGUUCAAUAUAGGUAUAUCUGAUUAUGAACAGUUCUGAGGCACUCUUGUCCCAAUUGAUGCCUACUGAGGAGCAAAUUACGCGACGAAGCAUUUAUGAAUUUUGGUGAACUCUUUGUUGCAGUUGUAAACACGUUUUCGAUCUUUUUGUUUUUGUUUUUUUUGGGUGGGUUUCUCGUCAUCAAGUGUCGUCCUCUUUGCCGACGACAACGAGCUCGGUGAUUUUCUCAGUCUUAUUUUGUAUCUGCGAUAAAGUUCUUAAGGGGAUCGAAUAUUAACCGUGAAAUUUCGUGUUUGAGUCGAAAACUUUCUUUGAUCAAAUAAAGACAUUUUGAAAUAUAAAA
Molecule: messenger RNA, 2040 nt
Organism: Pocillopora verrucosa
Lineage: Eukaryota; Metazoa; Cnidaria; Anthozoa; Scleractinia; Pocilloporidae
Product: golgin subfamily A member 6-like protein 6
Source: RefSeq, a predicted model, not a curated record